AUGUCGUCCAAGGGAGCCGACCGCCCCAUGUACAGCCACGAGGAUCCAGCGGGCAAGAAUACAGAGCGGAAAGAGGGGCAGGGCUCCAAGGGUGCGGACGAUGAUUUCCAGGAGCGGAUGAACCAGCCGCCCAUGACGGAAGGUCUUAGUCAACCAGGCCAGGAUUCAAUGGGGGCGGACAGUCGGUUAGAGGAGGCCCCUAAAGAUCACGAUGAGUUUGAGAGCAGCGUUAAAAGGGCCGAUUGA
Coniophora puteana RWD-64-598 SS2 is the source of this 246-nucleotide messenger RNA. RefSeq lists its product as uncharacterized. The transcript has 2 exons. The coding region runs from base 1 to 246 and encodes 81 amino acids. NCBI's taxonomy places the organism in Eukaryota, Fungi, Basidiomycota, Agaricomycetes, Boletales, Coniophoraceae. The record is from RefSeq and is a predicted model, not a curated record.